GAUUUGCUCUCACUAAUGGAGGAUUUGAGGUGUAAAGUUGUUGGGAUGAGAGAAGAAAAUAUGAGGUUGAAAACCCUACUGCAGAAGAUCGAGGUGGAUUACAAGGAUCUGCAAAGGAAAGUGAGUGAUUUUCAGCAAAAUUUUAAGAAAAAUGGGACUGAUUUGGAUCCAAAAAUUGGAGAUGAAGGAGAUCAAGAGCUGGUGUCUCUUCGACUUGGGACAAGUGAUCAUUCCACGGAGCGAAACGAUGUCGUUAAGAUGGGAUCGGAGGGGGAGGCGGUGGCGGUGGCGGCGAGAAAUGGGGAUGGUGAGAUUUCUCAUACGAGUGGGAAGAGAACAAGGGUUUGUGUAAGAGCAAGAUGCGAUACGCCAACGAUGAAUGAUGGGUGUCAAUGGAGAAAAUAUGGGCAGAAAAUAGCCAAGGGGAAUCCGUGUCCGCGGGCUUAUUAUCGUUGCACCAUCUCUCCAACGUGUCCCGUUAGAAAACAGGUGCAAAGAUUUAUAGAAGACACAUCAAUCUUGAUCACAACCUACGAAGGCACCCACAACCACCCCCUCCCCCUCUCCGCCACCGCGAUGGCAUCCACCACCUCUGCGGCCGCCUCCAUGCUCCUCUCAGGCUCCUCCGCCUCUCAGCCGUCAGCAUCUUUCAAUCUGUACGGACAGCCUCAGCCCUACCUCAUCUCCAACUCCUCAUCAAACACCUCUCCCACCAUAACCCUAGACCUCAUCACCAAUCCAUCAACCUCAAACACUCCUUUCAACCUAUAUCCCUCCGCCUCUCCGGCCAACCCUAGAUUCCCCACCACAAACCUAAGCUUCUCGACCGUCGAUUCCAACACCCUUCCCGCCUCUUGGGGCGGUGGCUACCAUCCUUUGCUGCAACAAAAAAUGUUUGAGCCGCCCUACUUUGGAAACCCUAACCAGGUCCCCUCUCAGCAGGCUCUAACGGAGACGCUGACGAAGGUGAUCUCGUCUGAUCCAAGUUUCCGGUCUACCAUCGCAGGCGUGAUCUCGACCAUGGUGGCCAACGGCGGUGUUGGGAAGAUGGGCGGCGAGAUAAAGGGCGAGAAUUUGGCGGCUGCUGAUUCGAGUACUCUUUCUUGAAAAGGGUUGGUGUUUGAUGUGGAAAAUGAAUGAAUAAAUCGAAGUGCUAGGGUUAAUGUCAAUAUUUGGGAUGAUUUUAGCUUUGUUCAAGAUCAGUGAGCAUGAUGCAUGGGGGUUUUUGAUCAUUUUUUGUUA
Molecule: messenger RNA, 1242 nt
Organism: Salvia hispanica
Lineage: Eukaryota; Viridiplantae; Streptophyta; Magnoliopsida; Lamiales; Lamiaceae
Gene: WRKY72
Product: WRKY DNA-binding protein 72
Biological process (GO): regulation of DNA-templated transcription
Molecular function (GO): sequence-specific DNA binding; DNA-binding transcription factor activity
Source: RefSeq, a predicted model, not a curated record